This is a messenger RNA of Ochotona princeps (American pika), 978 nucleotides long. RefSeq names its product olfactory receptor 6K2. NCBI's taxonomy places the organism in Eukaryota, Metazoa, Chordata, Mammalia, Lagomorpha, Ochotonidae. The record is from RefSeq and is a predicted model, not a curated record. The transcript has a single exon. The coding region runs from base 1 to 978 and encodes 325 amino acids. Gene Ontology annotation, biological process: G protein-coupled receptor signaling pathway. Gene Ontology annotation, cellular component: membrane. Gene Ontology annotation, molecular function: olfactory receptor activity; G protein-coupled receptor activity.
AUGGAGAAGCCCAAUUGGACCUCCUCCCAGGAGUUUAUCUUUUCUGCUUUCCCUCAUUCCUGGGUAGACUCUGUUAUUUGCUUCAUUCCCCUGCUUUUCAUCUAUACUUUCAUUGUUGUUGGAAACCUCGUCAUCAUCACUGUGGUCCAGCUGAACACUCACUUGCACAAGCCCAUGUACUUCUUCAUCAGUGCCCUGUCUUUCCUGGAGAUUUGGUACACCACAGCCACCAUCCCAAAGAUGCUCUCCGUCCUGCUUAGUGCGCACAGAAGCAUUUCCUUAAAUGGCUGUCUCCUGCAGAUGUAUUUCUUUCAUUGCACAGGCAUCAGUGAAGUCUGUCUCUUAACAGCUAUGGCCUUUGAUCGCUACCUGGCCAUCUGCAGCCCUCUUCAUUACCCCACUCUCAUGACCCCCAAGCUGUGUGCCCAGCUGACUUUCUGCUGCUGUGUCUGUGGCUUUAUCACACCCCUCCCCGAGAUUGCCUGGAUCUCUACCCUGCCGUUUUGUGGCUCGAACGUCCUUGAGCACAUCUUCUGCGAUUUCCUCCCAGUGCUGCGCUUGGCCUGCACAGACACUCAAGCCAUCAUCAUGAUUCAGGCGGUGGACAUUGUUCAUGCGGUAGAGAUUAUCACAGCUGUGAUGCUAAUUUUCAUGUCCUAUGUUGGUAUCGUGGCUGUCAUUCUACGUAUCCGGUCAGCUGAAGGCCGCCGCAAAGCCUUUUCCACCUGUGUCUCCCAUCUCACCGUCUUUUUGCUCUUCUUCGGCAGCGUGGCGCUCAUGUAUCUGCGCUUUUCUGCUACCUACUCUUUAUUCUGGGAUACAGCCAUUGCGCUGGCCUUUGCGGUUUUGUCGCCCUUUUUUAACCCCAUUAUUUAUAGUCUGAGGAAUAAAGAGAUAAAGGAAGCUAUCAAAAAGCACAUGGGUCAAGCUAAAAUCUUUUUUUUCACGACAUCACGACCUCCAAAAAAGAGAUCUUAG